AUGAAUGGUUUGAAUGAGAAAAUUUUGAAAUAUUAUUUAAUUUUAAUGAGAUAUUAGUAACUAAUAACUCAUGCGAUCGAUCUAAUAAAAUCCUACAAUCCAGUGAUAUUGACACCUGACUCUCAUUGUGAAUAAUUCAUAUAAGAAAACUGUAAGAAGUUAUUCGACACUGAAAUCAUGUUUCUGAAAUAAGUAAACAUUUGAUUUAACUUUACAGGUAUUCUCUGGAGUGCAAAGAUACGAGGAAUUCCUAAAAAUCCUCACAAAAACAAUGUUUACAUUAUUGUCAAGUACUACCAAUCGCAAUGAUGGAACUCUCUAUCAAAUAUUUUCAUACCUAAUCAUCUUCAGAUUGGAUGAAUUACCUUAUAACGAAUUCAAAAAAAUGGUAACUGAAUAGGAUCCAGUCAAAAUGAAUGUGCUCUUGUAAUUCCUUUUUGAUAUUGAGAAAAUUCAAACUCACGUUAAACCUCUUUGGAUUGAAAUAUACGAUCCUCAAUACAUUUAAGAAACUGUUAUUGGUGGUCUCGAAUAACACUUUCCCAUGAUGAAGGAUUUGUUGAGCACUUUGAGUUCGAGGGCAACAGGCAAGUAAAGUGAAUUGGUGGAGGAAGAUGAAAGACCUCAAUCAGCUACAAAAAAAUAACCAACCAAAACCAUCCCAUUUAAAUUGAGUGAAACCAAAAAGAAACCUGAACCUCCUCCUCCUCCCAAACCUGAAUAGUACAAAAGCAAACCUGUUCCAACCUAUUUAAACAAAAGAACACUCUCAUAGGUUGAGGAGGAGAAUAAACAAAGACUAGAAUAAUCGAAGAAGAAAGUUUAAGACACUUAUAAAGAAGCCAAAUAAUUUGAAUUCAAAACCGAUCAGAGACCAACCAAUUAUGAAACAGUCAAAAAAGAGGUUGAAGACACUCUCAAUAAGCAAUUAUAAUUUAAUAUGAAGUAUGCUAGACCAGUACCUACUGAAUUGGAAGCUGCUGAAAUUAAAUUGAAUGCUGCUGCCAUUCUAAGAGAAGAAAUGUUACUUAAGAAGAAGUAGGAAAUUGAAAAGGAAAGAGUCAAGAAUCUGGAAGUCAAUCUUAGAGAUUCUGGAGAAUUUGAAGAAUGGAAAAAACAAUAAGAUGAAAUUGAGUAGAUUGCAAAAAUGGAACACUAAUAAUAAAAGAAAAUUGAAAUGGAAUUAGCAAGAGAAGCAGCAAUGAGAGCUUAGGAAGAUAAAUUCAAAGAAAAUAGAAUCUUGGCAGAAAAAAUGAAGGAAGAAGCCAUUGAAAGAUUAAAAGAAAGAUAGGAAUUGUAAUUAGAAUAAGUGGAACAUAAAAAGUAAUUGAUUGAGCAAAUUAUAGAGGCAGAAAAGAAAGUGCACAUUUAAGUUGAGAAAGUAUAAGAGAGGAAUAAAUAAAUGGCAGAAGAUCAAAAAUUAGAAAUGGCCAGAAAGUUGGAGUUAAAAAGAUAAGAAGAUGAACAAAUUAGAAUUAAAAGAGAAGAACUCAUUAAAUAAAUAAGAGAAUUAGAAAGAUAACCAAUCAAGAGAACUAAAGGAUAUGAUCCUACUGAAACAAUGGGAUAUGGGUUAUUGGAGGAAAUGUCAUUAGCCGAAUUAAGAGAUAGAUUAGAAGUUGUAAAGGCUGAAAGAAAGGCAGAAGAAGAAGAAAAGAGAAAAGAAAUAGUCUAAUCAAAAGAUGAAUAUUUAUCUUCAAUGUAGAAAAAAGUCCAGGAGAUUAAGGCGCAUAGAAGAGCUGAGUCAUAGUAAAAAAAUAUGGAGAGAGAAGCAAAGAAAUUGAAAAAGUAAAAGGAAGAAGAAUUGAGAAAGAAGAUUAGAGAAGAACAAUUGAUUGAGGUGUAAAGUAAGAUUAGCUAAAAGAAAUCAAUUAAAAGUGCAGAGGAAUAAAGAAUUGCAGCGGAAGUAAGAGAAACUAAACUCAGACAACAGUAUAUGAAUGCUAAUAAAGCUAUGGUUGAAAUGAAGGCUUGGAAAUCUCAACAAGAUGGUAAUUAUUUCAUUAUAUUUUAUUCAGGGUUGGAAAGAGAAAUUAAAAAUAGGCAAAAUGAAAAGUUGAUUGUUUAAGAAGGAAUAGAAUCAGUUAAUUUAAGAGAAAGGAAGAUUCUUGCAGAGUAAGCAAAGAGAUUAGUCAAGACUAAAGUGGAUUUCAAUUAGGCUUAUGAUAAAGAAUUGAAAACAGCUUAUCAAAUGAAUGAAGAACUUCAUAGAGAAGAAGCUGAAAAUAGAACAUAAAUGCACAAUAUUUAAAGAGAAUGGAAGGAAGAGCAUACUAAAAAUAUGAUAACAAGAGAUGAGUAUAAGUAGAAAAUCUCUGAAACAUCUUUAUAAAAUUCAAAAAAAAAAUCACAAUAAUAAAAAGUCAAAUUCUAAUAAAGCAGAUAAUUAGAACAACUACCCUCAGCAUAAUAUUCAUGA
This is a messenger RNA of Paramecium octaurelia, 2419 nucleotides long. Lineage: Eukaryota; Ciliophora; Oligohymenophorea; Peniculida; Parameciidae. The record is from the annotation of a GenBank genome assembly.